Messenger RNA from Abrus precatorius (Indian licorice), 1758 nucleotides. RefSeq names its product exonuclease V, chloroplastic-like. Bases 270 to 1469 code for a protein of 399 amino acids. NCBI's taxonomy places the organism in Eukaryota, Viridiplantae, Streptophyta, Magnoliopsida, Fabales, Fabaceae. The record is from RefSeq and is a predicted model, not a curated record. Gene Ontology annotation, molecular function: single-stranded DNA 5'-3' DNA exonuclease activity. Gene Ontology annotation, biological process: interstrand cross-link repair. The transcript is spliced from 2 exons. Gene Ontology annotation, cellular component: nucleus.
UCUACUUUCUUGGAAACUUGGUGCUUGUAAUAAGAUUCCGUGCACCUUUUUUUUUUUUUUUUUUUUUUUGCUUUUGUUCUCAUGAAUUUUCCUUUUGGAACGUUAGAAUUCCACUUCUCACUAGCUCCCUUUUGACAAGAGUUCAAUGUUUUCUAUAAUUACACGAGUCCUCAACUCUCACGUUGCUAAAAGUAACUCUAAAUAGAUGCAGAAGUAGUACUGCACUUCAACCACAAUUCACAAACUUGCUGGAUCAGCAUCCACCGAUCAUGGCUGGAACAUCCUCCAAGACCCCCAUUGAAAUAGUAAGCGAUAAUUUUGCUUCUGCAGCUUGUUCUCCUCUCACUUCUGCUGCUAUACCUACAACACCCACCCCAUCUUCAGCCUCUAAGUAUCCCAAAAAUGCCAUAUCCAUUCACUCAUUUUCAGUUCAAGCCAAGAGAAGUACUAGGAAGAAGCGGUCAAGAGUAGCUGACACUUUGCUCCACAGGUUUAGGAGCAAGAAGGGCUUGUUUGUCACUGAUGUUACCAAGACAGAAUGGUGUGAAAAGCAAAUGGAAUUUUCUCUUUUUCAUGAAGAGUGGAAGAACAAUGCUGGUCAGGAAUGGUGCAGCCAAAAGCAAAUGGAUUUGGCUCUUGUUUUUAGAGGAGGAAGGGAGAAAAAUGAAGCUAUGAGAGCUGGUAUGGUUCGGCAUGUUCAACUCGUGAAGGAGAUUCAAGCAACCGUGAAAGUGAAGGUGAAGUCACGUGAAGAUGUUAUGGCACUAAAGCUUGUUAAUUUCAUCAAUGGGGUGAAUCAAUUGCUGUUUGAAGGAUUAACCCGUGAGCUUCCAAUAGUAAGCUUUGCUUUUGCACAAGGCAUAUGGAUGGUUGGAAAGAUUGAUGAGGUUUGCAUGCCUAAGUCAAAAAAAGAUCAUAACCCAAUACUAGUUGAAACCAAGACUCGUUUCCAGGAUACAGUUCCUUCAGAACCUCAAAAAAGAAAUGGAAAGAUUCAGUUAAUGUGUUACAAGUAUUUGUGGGACAAUUUAGUUGCUCAUGCUCAUCAUGGUUUCCCUUCUAAACAGUUCUUCGAUUAUUUUGAGCUAAGUCCUCAACGAGCACUAAGUGAAGAUCUACUAGCAGCAUGUUUUGACUCUGGAAUCUCAGCGUUGACCCUUGAUGAAUUGGUGAUAUGUUACCAAAAUACAUGGAAAAUGCUGCCGCGUGCUCAUAAUAAACUAGUGCUGAGAUAUGAAUCUCAAAGAGAUCAAUCAGUGCUGGAUGAAGAAAAAUUUGCAUAUAAUGAUGGCUGGAUAAGGAGGCAAAUCAAGAGUUGUCUUGAGUUUUGGCUUGAACAGCGAGAAGCCACUUAUGUUGCUGAGGAAGAGGAAUGGAAGUGUAGGUACUGUGAUUUUGCUUCUGAGUGUCCAGCAUGUUACACUGAUUCUGAGGCACAGAAACUUUCAAGCGAUUACUCAAGUGAGUAGGAAGAAAUGUAAUGUAGGGAAGUAGUGUACCCAGAGAAAAAACAAAAGUGAUGGCUCUAAAGCACCUAGCCAUGCCUUGGAGAAGUAUUCUUCAUGUACAAUAAUAUUAUAAUUAGAGCAAUGCAAAAAUUAGAGCUUUGAUGUUAUGAUAUGUAUUAACAAUAAAAUUUCUGUAGUAAUUUUAUAUAUUAUUUUGACAAUUUAGAAUUAGCUGUUAUCUUUUGUUUUCAUUCGUUUUUUUAAAAUUACGUUAUUCAUGCAAGUAUAAUAAUCACUGUUUAUUGUAACU